Molecule: messenger RNA, 471 nt
Organism: Zasmidium cellare ATCC 36951
Lineage: Eukaryota; Fungi; Ascomycota; Dothideomycetes; Mycosphaerellales; Mycosphaerellaceae
Exons: 2
Coding region: 1-471 (156 amino acids)
Source: RefSeq, a predicted model, not a curated record
AUGCUCGGCCUCGCAAAGGGCUCACAAGACAGUGGACUGCGGUUCCAAGCUGAGAAUGCCCAUCGCCUGCCUACUACUCAGACCGGCUGGUUCCUCUACCACAAGAGCAAGAACUACAACAUGAUGCUGGGUGGCAUCGUCGAAGGCAUGAAGCAAGCUGGCAAGUUCGGCCUCUGGGCUGGGUGCUUCUUCGUUCUGGAAGAGGGCAUUGAUCGGGGAAGGGCAGCAGGUGUCAGGAUUAUGCUGGCAGGUUUGGGUUCAGCGGGCAUCUUCAGUGCCUGGAACAGGCUACCUUUGCCUACGGUUGCCAGGACAGCAAAGAUGGGAGCCAAGGUUGGACUUGCGUUCGGUUUGCUGCAAGAUGCAUUGAAUGUCGUGAAAGGGAAAAGAGUUGGAUACGUCGAGUUCGUCAAGAGGCACACUGUGGGAGAGGGUGACACUGAGGCACAAGCUGAAAAAGCACCAGCUUGA